Agelaius phoeniceus (red-winged blackbird) is the source of this 892-nucleotide messenger RNA. It is a transcript of the gene TMEM223, whose product is annotated as transmembrane protein 223. Gene Ontology annotation, cellular component: mitochondrion. NCBI's taxonomy places the organism in Eukaryota, Metazoa, Chordata, Aves, Passeriformes, Icteridae. The record is from RefSeq and is a predicted model, not a curated record. Gene Ontology annotation, biological process: nervous system development.
AUGGCGGCGCGGGCGGCGCUGGAGGUGGCGGCGGCGGCGGCGGCGCGGGACGUGGUUCUGUACGAGCACGACCGCGGCCGCUUCUUCCGCCUCGUGGGGCUCUUCUGCGCCAGCCAGGGCCUCUUCUGGGCCUACCUGGCGCACUUCGCCUUCACCUCACUCCGCCCGGUGCCCGCUCCCGCUGCCGGUGCCGGUGCCGAUGACCCGCUGCGCCCCCGCGACAACAAAUGGCGCUGGUUCACGGCGUCCUGCCUCACCGUCGGCUCGCUGACGGUGGCCGCGGGCUGGCUGCUGCCGCUGCGCUCGGUGGCGCGGCUGACGCUGCUGCGGGGCGGGGCCGCCGUGACCAUCGGGACCCCGGGGCCGCUCGGCAUCGGGCACCGGACGCUGACGGUGCCGCUCCGGGACGUGAGCGGCGCCGCCCACCGGAGCGAGGCCGCGGCCGCGGUGCCCAUCCGGGUCCGGGGCCGCCCGUUCUUCUUCCUGAUGGACAAACGGGGAAACCUCCGGGAACCGCGGCUCUUCGAUGUCACCGUGGGGGCGGCCAGGAAGCUCUAGGGACACCGGGACACCGGGGGGACACCGGGACACUGGGGGACACCGGGACAUGGAGGGGACCCUGGGGGGACACCGGGACAAUGGGGACAUGGGAAGAACAUGUGGUGGUGGCACCUCCUGUCACCCAGUGUCACCUGACGUCACCUGCUGUCACCUGUGGUCAACGUCCUGUCCCCCGGUGUCCCCUCCCACCCCCGUACAGCACGGCCGUGGGGACAGCGCCGUUGUCCCAGCCUGUCCCAAACUGUCACAAACUGUCCCCUGUGACCCCCAAAAUAAAUUGGGGACCCCCCCUCUCUGACGAGGGGAUUUUUGGGGGUCCCCACCAGGAUUU